CGGCAGCUCCACACCAUAAAUACUACUUAUCAGAUCUCUCUAUCUGGAACAAAGGGGAAAAAUAAGUAUUCCCAACAAUUCAUAGAGGAAAAUCUACACAAAAGGCAAGCGCGUUUAAUUACAUAACCGGAGGAAGAAGGAAACCAAAAUCUCAUAUUCCGGUUUUGUUGCACCAGAUUGAAGAUAGGGUUUUGUUUACUGGAAUCGUCUGUUUCUACACUGUCGGAGGAAAGGAACUUUGGGAGUGUGACACGUCAGAAUAUGAGCUCUUCAGUGCAAAACAGCAGGAGGGACAAUAAUAAUAACCGAACUAGAAACAAUGGUUUUCAAGGUUCCCGUCGCGAGUGGGUCCCCCGUGGUUCUGCUGCCACCAUACCCUUUGCAGUUUUAACACCGAUGGAUGGUGUCAAUAGUUCGAGUGUUAGUGGAAAUGGGAAUGGGAAUGGGCCUGGAAAUGACAUUGGAAAUGUUGGGGAGCCUAUUCAUAAGUUGGUUCGACCUAUAAUUCCGAAUCAAAACAGGGUUCAUGUAGGGUCAAGAGGAAACCCUAGUCAGCAUGUGAAUCAGAGGAUAGAGAGGGAUAGGGAGAUAGGGAGGGAGAGCGUCAAGCAAAAACAGAAAGCUAAGGUGUCGAAGAACAUGAACAUGCCCCAGCUUGUGCAGGAAAUUCAGGAGAAGCUCUUGAAGGGAUCAGUUGAAUGCAUGAUAUGUUAUGAUAUGGUUAGGAGAUCAUCACCCAUCUGGUCCUGCUCCAGUUGUUACUCAAUUUUUCACCUGAAUUGCAUUAAGAAAUGGGCCAGGGCUCCCACUUCUACUGAUUUAUCAGCUGAGAAGGAUCAGGGUUUUAAUUGGCGUUGCCCUGGAUGCCAAUCUGUGCAGCUCCUGUCAUCUAAGGAGAUUCGGUACGUCUGCUUUUGUGGAAAGAGACCUGAUCCCCCUUCAGAUUUGUAUUUGACACCGCAUUCGUGUGGCGAGCCUUGUGGAAAACCAUUGGAGAAAGAAGUUCCUGGUACUGGUAUGAGUAAAGAUGAUCUUUGUCCUCAUGUUUGUGUUUUGCAAUGCCAUCCCGGUCCUUGUCCCCCUUGCAAGGCUUUUGCUCCGCCGCGUAGAUGCCCUUGUAAAAAGAAAGUUGUUACUACGAGAUGCUCUGAUCAAAAGUCUGUUCUCACUUGUGGGCAGAGGUGUGAUAAACUUCUUGAUUGUGGGCGCCAUCAUUGUGAAAGGGUCUGCCAUGUAGGCCCUUGCGAUCCGUGCCAGGUCCUUGUUAAUGCCGCUUGUUUCUGCAAGAAGAAGAUCGAAGUUGUUCUUUGUGGAGAUAUGGUUGUGAAGGGAGAAUUCAAAGUGGAAGAUGGUGUGUUUUCGUGCAGCUCAAUUUGCGAGAAGAAACUUAAAUGUGGAAAUCAUGACUGCCCUGAAAUCUGCCACCCUGGCCCAUGUGGGGAAUGUGAAUUCUUGCCAGGCAAGAUUGAGACUUGCUGCUGUGGUAAGGCAAGUUUAAAGGAGGGUAGGCAGAGUUGUUUGGAUUUGAUUCCAACAUGUUCACAGAUCUGUGGCAAGAUUCUCCCUUGUGGACUGCAUAGCUGCCUGAAUGUCUGUCAUUCUGGUGUUUGUCCACCAUGUCCUGUGCUCGUCAGCCAAAAAUGCCGCUGUGGUUCAACUUCUCGAACUGUUGAGUGCUACAAAACUGUCACAGGGAGUGAGAUAUUUACUUGUGAUAAACCCUGUGGUCGGAAGAAGAACUGUGGAAGGCAUCGGUGCAAUGAACGGUGCUGCCCUCUUUCUAAUUCUAACAAUAGUCCCUCUGUUGAUUGGAAUCCACAUUUGUGCUUGAUGCCGUGUGAAAAGAAGCUAAGGUGUGGACAGCAUUCUUGCCCAUCACUGUGUCACAGUGGUCAUUGUCCUCCCUGUCUGGAGACAAUUUUCAUUGACUUGACUUGUGCUUGUGGUAGAACUUCAAUUCCUCCUCCACUUCCUUGUGGUACGCCUGCCCCUUCAUGUCAAUACCAUUGCUCAGUUCCUCAGCCAUGUGGUCAUCCAUCUUCUCAUAGCUGCCAUUUUGGGGAGUGCCCACCGUGCUCAGUUCCUAUUGCAAAGGAGUGUGUUGGUGGGCACGUCAUCCUCAGGAACAUUCCUUGUGGGUCCAAGGAUAUUAGAUGCAAUAAGCUUUGUGGCAAGACAAGGCAAUGUGGCUUGCAUGCAUGCUCUAGAACUUGCCAUCCACUACCCUGUGAUUCUUCUGCUGGAUCAACUACUGGUGCAACAGCUUCUUGUGGGCAGACAUGUGGGGCUCCAAGGAGUGAUUGCAGGCAUACGUGUACCGCCCUUUGUCAUCCGUUCUCUCCAUGUCCUGAUGUAAGAUGUGAGUUCUCUGUCACGAUCACUUGUUCUUGUGGCCGAAUAACUGCUACUGUUCCUUGUGAUGCUGGAGGUAGCAAUGGAGGGUACAAUGUUGAUACUGUUCUUGAAGCCUCCAUAAUCCAAAAGUUACCCGUACCUCUACAACCAGUUGAAGGAAAUGGCAAGAGAAUUCCUCUUUCUCAGAGGAAGCUCGUGUGUGAUGAUGAAUGUACAAAGACGGAGCGUAAAAAGGUUCUUGCUGAUGCUUUCGGAGUUACUUCCCCAAACUUGGACGCAUUUCAUUUUGGUGAGAGUAUGUCAAUAUCUGAAGUGCUAUCAGAACUUCUCAGACGUGACCCUAAGUGGGUGUUGUCUGUGGAAGAGAGAUGCAAAUAUCUGGUCCUUGGCAGAGGUAGAAGUGGAGUCAAUGCCCUUAAAGUCCAUGUUUUCUGCCCGAUGUUGAAAGAAAAGAGAGAUGCAGUUAGGCUGAUAGCGGAAAGGUGGAAGCUUUCUGUGAAUGCUGCUGGUUGGGAGCCAAAAAGAUUUAUUGUCGUUCAUGUUACACCUAAGUCCAAAGCUCCAGCUCGUGUGCUUGGAGUAAAAUGUUCUAAUCCUAGUAGCAUGUUGCAACCACCAAAUUUUGAUCCUCUGGUCGACAUGGAUCCCAGACUUGUUGUUGCUCUUUUUGAUAUGCCUAGGGAUUCAGAUAUCAGUGCAUUGGUCCUCAGGUUUGGUGGGGAAUGUGAACUAGCCUGGUUGAAUGAUAAGAAUGCAUUGGCUGUCUUCAGUGAUCCAGCUCGAGCAGCAACUGCUAUGAGGAGAUUAGAUCAGGGAUCUGUGUACCAUGGAGCAGUUGUAGUUCCUCAAAUUGGUGGUGCAUCAGCUACAACUUCAGGUGCUAAUGCUUGGGGAUCUUCUGUAGCAUCCAAGGAUGGAAGUGGUAUGGCAUCCCUGAAGGGGAAUCCAUGGAAGAAAGUAGUUGUGCAGGAUCCUGACUGGAAGGACGGUUUUUGGGUUGGUGAGGAGUGGUCAGGAACUGCUACUGAUUCUGACUUGAAGGGGAAAGAAGCUCCAAUUGCAGCAUCAGCCAACAUGUGGAGUGUUCUGGAUUCCGAAAGCACCUUGAAAUUAUCAGCUGCUUCUGUUAAAAAGGAGGAUCUUUUGAAACAGCCUGAAAAUAGUUCUGUAUCGGCCACUAAUCCAGAAGGCAGUGGUUCGAAUUUGCCGGCACUGCAAGAAGGGACUAGCGUUGAGUGUUCUGAUGAUGUAGUGGAUGAUUGGGAGGAGGCUUAUGAUUGAGUGUGUGCGUACAAAUUUAUAUCGACAAGAUAUUCUGUGCAAGCAAUAAUUGCAGGAGAGAAGUUUCAAUUCAGUUUGCCCUCCUGUGUUCACGUUUUAUCUUUAGUUUCCUUUUUGGGAAAAUGACUUUCUGGUUUGGAUAUUUCGCAUGUGGUGUAUGCCUUUUUAAGAAAUUUCACAGCUAGAAGGAAAUUUAGCGAGGAAGUUCCGUCCCUGUUGGUGGAAGUUGGAAAGUAUGCUGUUGCUGUAAAUGUGUAUUUCGUUCCUCCGCCUUCUUCGACUUAAUACGUAUCUCAUUCACCAGUCUUUAAAUGACCAUGGUUUAUCAUUUUCUGUGUUAGUUCUUAUUUCCGUUUUCCAUGAUAUUUUCGUUGAGUUUUCCUUCAUAAUCCUGUAGUUGCUGUUGCACUAUCUAUUUCUCCUCUCCCUUUUGUUAACUUAGCUAGCAUGGACGGAGGAAGGGAGCACCUGGUCAUCUCAGUGUUUUUGGCGUUUUUGGUGAAAUGAUGGAAGUUGUAGCAACCAGUGGAUGCUUCAUUAGGAUAUAGGGAAUAGGAUCACCUUUUGAUUCUUUCGCAAGUAAGAUAUUAUUUGAUAUUGCACCGUCUCUGAUGAUGCUAUUGUAGUCUUGUGGAGUUUUCCUUUUUAGACGUUGAUAUUGUGUCAAUUGCGUUUAGCUGUGUACUCGGCAUAUCUCCCUCUUCCUCUUGGUUCUUGCUAGUGCGCACAUCUCGAGUAGCUGGGUUGGGUGGUCUAAAUUUAUGUCUUAUUUUGGAAUCGAAAUACUAAAGAUGUAUAUGACAGUACUCGAUGUGCAACCUUUGAGUUCUCACAAUAUGUGCAUACAAACAUUCAGUAA
Messenger RNA from Olea europaea var. sylvestris, 4495 nucleotides. RefSeq names its product NF-X1-type zinc finger protein NFXL1. Gene Ontology annotation, biological process: regulation of DNA-templated transcription. The transcript is spliced from 2 exons. Lineage: Eukaryota; Viridiplantae; Streptophyta; Magnoliopsida; Lamiales; Oleaceae. Gene Ontology annotation, cellular component: nucleus. The coding region runs from base 262 to 3636 and encodes 1124 amino acids. Gene Ontology annotation, molecular function: zinc ion binding; DNA-binding transcription factor activity, RNA polymerase II-specific; RNA polymerase II transcription regulatory region sequence-specific DNA binding. The record is from RefSeq and is a predicted model, not a curated record.